This is a messenger RNA of Trichoplax adhaerens, 408 nucleotides long. RefSeq lists its product as uncharacterized. The transcript is spliced from 3 exons. Lineage: Eukaryota; Metazoa; Placozoa; Uniplacotomia; Trichoplacea; Trichoplacidae. The record is from RefSeq and is a predicted model, not a curated record. The coding region runs from base 1 to 408 and encodes 135 amino acids.
AUGGAUAAACAGUUAAACUUACGUUGCAAGUUCUUUUUUCCCCUUGUUGCUUCUAACCUUGAAACAAUUGUUGAUUUCGUAGCCAGAAUUUUAAGUAUACAAUUUGUUGUAUGUACACAACAGCAGAUUAAUCUAGUUCGAGGAAGACUAUUAGAGAGAAUGUUAUUUGUUGAAGAUUUUGAGAAAAACAAUUAUUCUGGAUCCAAUCCACCACCAGAACGACAAGGCGUUUAUAUGAUUACUGAUUCUAGAGAUGAAGUUCUGUAUGUAGGUGAAACAGAGAACCUCGCAAGAAGAGAACGCGAACAUAAAAAUUUUGAUAUGUUCAAAAAAACAGAAUAUUUUCUGUGGCAUGAGUUACCUAAAAAUACAUCUGAUAAAAGAAGAAGAGAAAUCGAAACCAAUUAG